Messenger RNA from Talaromyces atroroseus, 2562 nucleotides. RefSeq lists its product as hypothetical. The record is from RefSeq and is a predicted model, not a curated record. Gene Ontology annotation, cellular component: plasma membrane. Gene Ontology annotation, molecular function: calcium-activated cation channel activity. Bases 1 to 2562 code for a protein of 853 amino acids. The transcript is spliced from 4 exons. Lineage: Eukaryota; Fungi; Ascomycota; Eurotiomycetes; Eurotiales; Trichocomaceae.
AUGACGUCUACCGGCGGCUUCGCGACGUCAGUUCAGCUUGCGACAAUGCAAACCUCCACAAUCCCAGGCAAUCAUACGAUUGACUGGUCAAGCCAAGCAAGAGGGGGUCGAGAUUUGGCAACGCAGUUGGUUCUUAGCGUCACUUUGGGUCUAAGUGCUUUUAUAUCAUUUUGUCUUCUUCGGCCCAAAUGGACAGAGCUCUAUGCCGCGAGAAGGAAAAGACGCAAUGCAGCCUCCUUCCUACCUGAGCUGCCUGACAGUCUCUUUGGAUGGAUUCCAGUGGUGUAUAAAAUUACUGAUGAUGAGGUUCUGGAAUCUGCCGGACUGGAUGCCUAUGUUCUUCUCUCAUUCUUCAAAUUUGCCAUGAAAUUUCUUUCAGCUACCUUCGUCCUCGCUACUCUGAUAAUCAUGCCAUUACAUCUGAAAUAUGCUGGUCGGUGGGGGAUUCCAGGCUGGGACAACGACGACGAUGAUGACCGUAACGAUAACGACCUGGCUCUAUUCACGAGAGCUCUGCUUGCUGGAGACCGGGAUAAGACUCUCAAGACUGACCCCACUUACCUAUGGAUAUAUGUCUUUUUCCCUUACAUAUUUACUGGCAUCGCCAUCUACCUGCUCAUUCAAGAAACCAACAAGAUUAUCCGAACGCGACAGAAAUACCUUGGAAGCCAGACGUCAACAACUGAUCGCACAAUUAGAUUGUCGGGCGUUCCUCCAGAGAUGCGCUCUGAAGAGAGGAUUCAAGAGAUCAUUGAGAAAUUGGAUAUUGGGAAAGUUGAGGCCGUGACUCUGUGCCGCCAGUGGCAUGAGCUGGAUUUAUUGAUGGAUGAACGAAAGAAAAUUCUCAAGCAGUUAGAACGUGCAUGGACCAGACAUCUUGGCUACAAGCAAAGAAGGAGAUAUAACGAUACACUACCCUUAAUCCGGGCGUCGCGUCCUAGGUCAGCUAGCAUACUGUCUGAAGCGACUACGGAGCAUUCGCAACUUCUAGGGAGCGAGGAUGGGAGGGUUCGUGUUAGUAGUGUCGGUAAUGAGCGACCUACCACUCGAAUUUGGUAUGGUCCAUUCAACCUACGAUACAAGACUGUUGAUUCGAUCGAUUACUUUGAAGAAAAGCUGCGCCGAAUCGACGAAAGGAUCAUCGCCGCCCGCCAGAAGGACUACCCAGCUACCGAUCUGGCUUUUGUCACGAUGGAAUCGAUCUCUGCAUGUCAGAUGGUUGUGCAGACUAUCAUUGAUCCCAAUCCUAGGCAGUUGGUGGCAACUCUUGCUCCUGCUCCAGCGGACGUUGUUUGGGAAAACACGUACCUCCCACGGUCAAGGAGAACUACUCGAUCAUGGCUUAUCACGGUGGUUAUCAGCUUUUUGACUAUUUUCUGGUCUGUCCUCUUGGUUCCCAUUGCGUCUCUUUUGGAUUUGAAUACGCUCCACAAAGCCAUUCCUGGGCUUGCGGAUCUACUUGCACAGAAUCCAAUCUUUGCAUCCCUUGUGCAGACUGGUUUGCCAACCCUCACUCUGUCUCUGUUGACGGUUGCGGUUCCCUACUUGUAUAGCUGGCUUUCAAGUUACCAGGGAAUGACUUCUCGAGGAGACCUGGAAUUGUCAGUCAUAUCGAAAAAUUUCUUCUUCACAUUUUUCAACCUAUUCUUCCUCUUCACAGUGCUCGGUUCCGCAUCUAGUUUCUACGGUAUUUUCCAGCAACUGCAAAACGCGUUUAAAGAUGCAACGACCAUUGCAUUCGCUCUGGCAACAUCCUUGGAAGGCCUUUCUCGCUUUUACAUUAAUCUAAUUAUCCUUCAAGGGCUUGGCUUGUUUCCUUUCCGGUUAUUAGAAUUUGGAAGCGUUGCCAUGUACCCGGUGCAUGCUCUGCAUGCAAAAACGCCCCGUGAAUAUGCGGAGCUGUCAACGCCACCCAAAUUCAGCUACGGCUUCUCGAUACCCCAGACGAUUUUUAUCUUCAUGAUCUGCGUCGUAUACAGCGUGUUUCCCAGCUCAUGGCUGAUCUGUUUCUGUGGACUGGUGUAUUUCUUCCUGGGCCAUUUCAUAUACAAGUAUCAGCUACUCUAUGCCAUGGAUCACCAGCAACACUCAACGGGUCGAGCAUGGCCAAUGAUUUGCAGCCGCAUCUUCAUGGGCUUGGUGGUGUUCCAAAUUGCGAUGAUCGGUGUCCUUGCACUUCGACGCGCAAUCACCAGAUCCCUCCUCCUUGUCCCUCUGUUGGCAGCCACGGUGUGGUUCACGUAUUUUUUCGCCCACACCUACGAGCCUCUGAUGAAAUUCAUCGCUUUACGAAGCAUCGACAAAGACCGAGCUGAUCAGAGCAGUGAUAACAACUCCGGCGAAUCCUUGAGUUCUUCGCUUCUGCUGUCGCCUCCGUCCGGUCUCGACAGAGAUUCUUUCCCCGUCCUCAUUGGAGGCCGCGAAAUCGGACUCCGGUUAAAGAAAUAUGUCAAUCCAAACCUCACCAUCCCUCUUGACGGGGCGUGGAUUCCGCGCAGUGACGGCUCUAUUGUGAUUCGUCCCAGUGCGUUUGAUGAUGACGCCAAUAUUGUUAGCGUGUGA